Molecule: messenger RNA, 1560 nt
Organism: Perkinsus marinus ATCC 50983
Lineage: Eukaryota; Perkinsozoa; Perkinsida; Perkinsidae
Product: nucleolar RNA-associated protein, putative
Exons: 14
Coding region: 1-1518 (505 amino acids)
Biological process (GO): tRNA export from nucleus; rRNA processing
Cellular component (GO): small-subunit processome; CURI complex; UTP-C complex
Source: RefSeq, a predicted model, not a curated record
AUGAAGUCGUUAGCAGUAAGGAGGUCGAUAGAGAAGGGAACUAUCACCGUUGGAGGUAUAUUGAACAGUGAGAAUACCGGUAGGCUACUGGAUAAGGGUCCAUCACCCAAAGCAGAGGAUGCGGAAGCAUGGCGCGAGCUGUGGGGGCCGAAGUCUGAGUUGAGACGGUUCAAGGAUGGUACCAUGCUAGAGUGCUGUGUCUGGAAUGGAGCUGAUGACGAGUCAGUGGAAGGGCAGAUUAUUAGGCAUGUGUUGGAGCACCAUGAAGUGUCUUAUGAGGAGCUGUAUGUGACACCAUUGGGCCACAUUGCGGGACUGAGACCAGCUGAUAGGAGUCUUUGGCGCAACUUUGAGCUGCUCCGGGAUGCUCUACAGGGAAUGGAAGAUAUUCCUCUGGCGAUCAAGGAUGUGCGUCCAAGUGAUCCAGCAUUCAGCUACACGUCUAUCGAUCAAGAAGGCUCGAGUAUAUCCGGCCUCCUAGAGGUUGUCAUCGAGUUGGAGUCGAAUGCAGCUUGGCCGACCAAACCCCAGGCGAUCAUCGACACUAAACUGGCCUUGCUGUUGAAGAUUCAGGAGGGUUUGCUGGUUGUCCAGCUGGCCACAGCUGCCACUACCACCACUCCAAGCAAGCAAAGGAUGAGUUGGGAGUACUUCUCUCCAUUGCGAACUCUGUGGUACCAGCCGACCCAUCGGAACUGGAUUCACUCGAUGACCGCUUUAUAUCCAUGUCUAGCGCCGGCUAUUCGAGCAGCCAAGCGAUGGUUGGACAAACGACUUCUACUCAAAGGAGUUGGCUUGGAUAACUUCGCAGAGUUGAGCAUGAUGCAUGUGGUGGUGAGCCAAAAUCCCCAAUCUCCUCACACUGCAGUUCUGCUCUGGUUGAAGCUGAUUGAAAAUUGGCAUUCCAGCGAACGGCCCAUUUACUUGCUGCAGUCGCUGACGCCCGGUGAGGAGAACGAGGAGGAUAGUGAGGAGUCUGAACGUCUAUUAGAGAAACUGCAAGCUUGUUAUGAAGCUGUUCCUAUCUCGACCAGACCCAAGAUGUGGAUCAGCAGUCGCCUUGACCCGCAUUGUCUCUUGGUUCGUACUCCGAGCAAUGCACUGUGUCAGCGAAUGGCUUCUUUGGCUUCGGCUUCGCUCAAGCAUGCAUUAAGCGCUCGUUGGCAUCGAAUACUCAAACCCUUGCCGUCGGAGAACCUUUCCUCGCUGGAUGUGGUUAUCACACUGGUCCGAAAUAAGGUUGACGCAUCUCUACUACAGCAACAGUGCACUCGUCAUUUUGGCUCGGCCGGAGUCUUCCUUUGUGGUGCUCGUGGGUCUAUCAUUGGUAUCAAGUGGAGACCUGGUGCUAGUGUGGCCAGCAGGAAGCAGCUGGCCGGCGGGAUGCAGCAUUUGGCGGUUAGUGAAGAUUUGGUGGUGCCCAACUAUGCGUGGGUAUUGGAGAACGUUGUGAAGGGGAUGUGUGGAGGAGUGGUGAAAAAUGUCAAGAUGCAGGGGGUCGGCAGUAAUCUCCUAUAACGUAAACUACUACUACUUCUACCAACGUCAAAGGUUUCUCUU